Messenger RNA from Solanum dulcamara, 777 nucleotides. RefSeq lists its product as uncharacterized. The transcript has a single exon. Lineage: Eukaryota; Viridiplantae; Streptophyta; Magnoliopsida; Solanales; Solanaceae. The coding region runs from base 1 to 777 and encodes 258 amino acids. The record is from RefSeq and is a predicted model, not a curated record.
AUGAGAAAGAGUCUUGAGUUCAUUAGUAUUAUAGAGGCUAGUGCCCUGCAAGAUCUUGGCUUUACAGGACAGAAAUACACCUGGUGCAAUCAAAGAGGCAUCAUGUCCAGAGUAUGGAAGAGACUUGAUAGGGGAAUGGUUAAUGAUAAAUGGCUGGAAACCAUGCCUCUUACUUCCAUAACUCAUCUUCCCUCAGUUGGUUAUGAUCAUUGCCCUCUUCUUAUGGAAAUGAUAGAUCAACAUCAUAAUCCCAUCAAAUACUUCAAGUUCCUUAACUGUUGGCCCGAACAACCUUCCUUUAUGGAUCUUGUUGAGAACUGCUGGAGCAGGUCCAUUGAGGGUAAUCCUAUGUGGAUCUUUCAUAUGAAGAUGAAGAGGCUUGCUAAUACCCUUAGUAACUGGUCUAGGAACCAAUUUGGUGAUAUCUAUGCUAAAGUUAAAGAGUAUGAGGAAGCUGUUAGACAAGCUGAAGAGGACCUGAUUAACAUACAAUCCAAUGAAAACAGAUCCAAGCUUCAUGCCAUCAAUGCUGAAUACAUCAGGUAUAUGAAAAUGGAGGAUACUAUCCUUAGGCAAAAUACUCAGGUGCAGUGGUUUAAAGAAGGUGAUAUGAAUUUUAGUUACUUCCAUGCUCUGAUUAGAGGCAGAAGAAGGAAGCUGUACAUUCACAGGAUUCAGACUGAGGAAGGCUCAUGGGUGCAAGGUGAUGCUGAAAUAGCUGAGGCAGCCUGUGAGCAUUUCCAGCAAAUCUUAACUGGGGAAGAGAAUUACAUCUAG